Messenger RNA from Glossina fuscipes, 1420 nucleotides. RefSeq lists its product as uncharacterized. Bases 3 to 386 code for a protein of 127 amino acids. The transcript is spliced from 4 exons. Lineage: Eukaryota; Metazoa; Arthropoda; Insecta; Diptera; Glossinidae. The record is from RefSeq and is a predicted model, not a curated record.
ACAUGGAAUCAAGUAAAGUCAAUAUAGGUGAAGAAAGUUGCUUAGACGGCCCGAAUGAUUGUAAUAUCAAUAAAACAUUGGUAAAUCAAAAAUAUAUCGCUUUAGAAAAAAGUGGUCGAUACGAAGAUGAAAUAAUGUCCUUAGUGGAUUCCCGGCUUUAUGCGCAAACGACAAUAACGAAUUUGGAGCGGUCCCCUUUAUUUAUAUUACGGGAGAAACCGAAACGUAAUUAUAGCCGUGAUUUUAGAGAAAAGGCAAAAUUGGCUUUUUUAUACGAUUCUACGCCAGAAACAAAAAGAAAAGCUUCAGAUCGUCGUUACGACGAUAUCGAGAAAGCCGACACAUACAAGCUUUGGUGCCAUCCAAUCAGUUUAAAACUGAGAUAAGUAGGAAUUAUGAUUGGGAUGAAGAUGACGAUGACAUUUUUGCUUCUAUAAGCACUCAAGAAAUCCUACACCAAGACGUGAAGAUGAAUGAUAAUUUUCCCCAUAUGUCUAAGUUCCCAGUAAAUAAGCAGAUAACCCAGGGUAACCAAAGAGAUAAUAUUAGUGAGUACUCCAAGAACUUGGUGCUGAGUGAAACUAAUGUUGCAUUAGGACUUCAAAAAGGGGAGAACGGACGGAGUUGGGAGUAGGCAAAAACGCAGUUAGCCUGAAUGAAAUUUUUAUUGAAAACGAAUGGGAAGAAGUGAAAAGUGAAGUGAGUCGAGAUUAAGUGGGCAAGGUGAAUAAUCCGGGAAGUCCGAUUAUUUCUGCGAGUUUUCAAACAGCGAAUGGUAAAAAAAUCUCCAUAUCGAAAGAAAGCCAUCCGUACAAAAUAUUCUAAAAGAAUUUCAAGACAAUUUGCAGGAAACGAGUAAAUGGAGCUUGGCAAGGUCAUUAAUCCGGGAAGUUCGCUUGUUUCUGCAGGUUUUCAAACAAGGAGUGGCAAGAAGGUGCUGAUAUCUGAGAAUAGAAAAAACGUGUGGAAAGCCUGCUAAACGAACUUAAUCAAAGUGAACGUGAUAGUGAUAUAAAGAAUAAUUUGCUUUCUAUAAAAAAUAAAGUUAUUUCCAAAAAUCAAAGCAUGCUGUCUGAAAAAAAUCAUCUUUAACAAGCAGGAAAGAGGAAAGAAUAUACGAUUAUCCCAUUUGUAGCAGCAAAUUGUCAGCUGCAUGUCCACAGACCGAUGAUACACCGUUGUUGACUCUUGAUGAUGAAUCGAAACAAACCGCUUUAAAUGGUCCAAUGCUGUUUCGUAAAAAGCACUUGUUGUCAUUAAACCCAAAAUUAGAUUUUAGGCCACCCAAUGAACUCUAUGAGUCACCCAAUAGAAAUUCACGACAAACCGAGAUUACGACACCCGAAUUAGGGAAGUUUGUUAAAAAGGCUGUGGAAACAAGUACACCAUGCUCAAAUAGAAAAUUGCCCUAUCAGGAAAU